CUCCCACCUCUCCUAACUCCCUCCCCUCACCUACGCGCUGCCUCACCCAUCUAACCCCUCUCCCUCACUCGCCCCUCCCCCGGCAUUUCUCGACAACUCGGACCGAUCUCGCUCAACCGCGGACCGGAUCUGCUUACUCCGUGGGCUCCGCUGAUCGCCGAUUGCUUCUCAGCAGCUCAGGUACUUUACAACCAGGGAUCACGCCGUACCGAUCUGCGCCGCCACAGGUGACAAGUGACUUUAUGGGUGAUUUGGCUUCUGAUUCUGAAAAAUUACCCAUGGAGGGUCACGGUAUGUCUUCUGUCUGCAAGGAUGACAUAGCUCUGCUAGAGGAGGCACUUCCUCCAGCGGGGCAGGCUCCACGUUCAUGUGUGGAACUCCAUCAUAGCCAGAAAGGAACUCAUAAACAAGGCAGGGAUGUUGGUUCUUUGGAGACUGAAGUGGAUACUUCAGGUUCUCCCAGCUCAGGAAUAAAGAGAGGCAAAGGAGGUGAUGGGAGCUCCCAUGCAAUCUCCAAUCACAUUGAACCAAAGGAAUCUUCAACUUAUGAGCGUUCGUCGUCCUUUCCGUCGACGUCAAGGCUUCUCGUCUCCGCUAUGAAAGGAGGCCGUGAGAGAAGUGGUGAAACAUCGCCAACUGGAGUCCGCCACGUUAAUUGGGCCCCAGAUGUGUACGACCCCCCGGUCACCUCUGUCGACCACACGGUGAAGGGCCACCAACAGCGCUCCAGGUCCAGGAAGAAGGACAAGGGCAAGCAGAAACAGAAGCAGAAGAAGAGGAAGUCGCGUGGGAACAGCAAGAAGAGCGGCGGCCUCCACGACGCCGCCCACAACCCGCUUGCUCUCGACGUGCCCGGGCCGUCUUCGCCUGAAGAACUAGGCUUAGGGGAAGUGGAGGAGGCCGAGGUGCUGGACUACAGCGCCUUCGACAGUCAGGAGCCCAAGUGCGGAGGCGGCUUCCCACGCGAGAUCGCCGCGGCGCGGACGUGUUUCCCCGCCGCCGAGGCGUCAUGAGUGCCGACGGUGGCCUGGGACCCCCGGACCCCGGAGGAGGUGUAGAUAGAUACGGUUGGUGUACAUAAAUAAGAGAAAUCCAGGCUGUGUGAGAUGAGAUGAGAUGCCCUUUCUAUAUAAGCUUUUGGCUGGCAUCCUUUAUCAGUAAGUAGUGUAGUGUGCUACACGUUGUGUGCUGCUGUUCCGUUUGUAGCCACGGACUGGUGAGAUCUGAGAAUAAUUGAAUCCCCUUUCGAGGGAGUUGUCAUCCA
Molecule: messenger RNA, 1264 nt
Organism: Triticum dicoccoides
Lineage: Eukaryota; Viridiplantae; Streptophyta; Magnoliopsida; Poales; Poaceae
Exons: 4
Coding region: 243-1013 (256 amino acids)
Source: RefSeq, a predicted model, not a curated record